Trichoplusia ni (cabbage looper) is the source of this 868-nucleotide messenger RNA. RefSeq names its product protein lethal(2)essential for life-like (gene Hsp23.7). Gene Ontology annotation, biological process: protein refolding; response to heat. The record is from RefSeq and is a predicted model, not a curated record. The coding region runs from base 174 to 821 and encodes 215 amino acids. Gene Ontology annotation, molecular function: protein folding chaperone. The transcript has a single exon. NCBI's taxonomy places the organism in Eukaryota, Metazoa, Arthropoda, Insecta, Lepidoptera, Noctuidae.
GUAUAUAAACGCCGGCGGCGCGCGGUUCGGAAUCGAGUCACAAUACAAGCAAUCGUAUUGAGCGCACCAGAGAAGCAACUGUACCAAACUAACGCAGUGAAAACCUAAUAAGAACCAGUGUAAUUGAGUCAUCGUGCUAAUAUUUGCCCUGAUAAAUAAAUCAACGCAAGAAAAUGAUGACUUUCAACAAAUUCUCGUCUAUCAUCGCAGUGGCGACCCUGUUAUUGGGCAUCGCAUCCAAUAACCACGUUUUGGCUGAAGAAAAAUGUCAACAGAGCCGAGGUAACAGACUAUUUGAUCAGACAUUCGGAUUAGCGCUAACACCCGACGACUUCCUCACAUCCAUGAUGUCUCCAUGGGGCUUCAACCCAUUCAACGACUACUUCAGGCCUUGGAGACAUCUGUCGCGAUUGACAAAGGACUUGGGAUCCACCAUCAAAUCUGACAAGGACUCUUUCCAAAUCAACCUUGAUGUACAACACUUCGCUCCGGAUGAAAUCUCUGUGAAGACUGCUGAUGGUUACGUGGUGAUCGAAGCUAAACAUGAGGAGAAACAGGACGAGCAUGGAUACGUCUCGAGGCAGUUUGUGAGGAGGUACGCACUCCCUGAAGGUACGGAGUCGAAGGAGGUUGUGUCCCAGCUAUCCAGUGACGGUAUCCUGACUGUUUCUGCUCCAAAGAAGGUCGUGGAAGGCAAAGGGGAACGAGUGGUGCCCAUCACUCAGACAGGACCGGUGAGGAAAGAGGCCAAGGAUGCUAAACCCGAUGAGAGUACACAAGGCACAUGUUCAGCGAAGGGCGAAUCGUGUAGCAAAGCUUAAUUUUAUUCUAAUAAAUUUUGUUAAGUUAUUUUUUUAAGUUUACAAGA